This is a messenger RNA of Pecten maximus, 3188 nucleotides long. RefSeq names its product ankyrin repeat and IBR domain-containing protein 1-like. The annotation marks the transcript as partial. Gene Ontology annotation, cellular component: ubiquitin ligase complex; cytoplasm. Gene Ontology annotation, molecular function: zinc ion binding; ubiquitin protein ligase activity; ubiquitin conjugating enzyme binding. The record is from RefSeq and is a predicted model, not a curated record. The transcript has 22 exons. Gene Ontology annotation, biological process: ubiquitin-dependent protein catabolic process; protein polyubiquitination; positive regulation of proteasomal ubiquitin-dependent protein catabolic process. Lineage: Eukaryota; Metazoa; Mollusca; Bivalvia; Pectinida; Pectinidae.
AUGGGAAGCACAUCAUCAAAGUUCCGUAAACAUCUCAGUAAUGGGGACGAGGUAGCAGCCUUGAAUCUCUACAACAGUCAUAGCGAGUUAAGGAAAGCCCUUGAUCCGAACUGUUCCUAUGGUGACUCGCAUCAGCAUGAAACACCUCUUCACUACUCUGCACGACAUGGCAUGAAAAGUUUAUUACGGAUAUUUUUACGGGAACUAGGAGGAAAUCCCAACAAGACAAAUGGACGCAAGGAGACUUGUCUGCACUGUGUGUCUAUGGAGAAGCCCUGUCAUGCCCAGUGUUACCCUGUACUACGCAAGCGAGCGGAGUGUCUGCAGAUGCUUCUCAACUGGAGAGGAGCUACUCUUAAAGAUGGAGAGGUUGAGAAGAUUGACUUAGCUGCUCAGGAUGAGGAUUUGAAUACUGCAUUACAUCAUGCUGCCGCCUCGGGACUGAAGAGAUGUGUUGAGAUGUUGGUAGCUCAUGGCGCUCCAUUGUUCACGGAAAACAAAGAGCAGUUAACACCCUGUGAUUCAGCAGAGAGAUUUGCUCACACUGAAAUAGCUACUUACCUGGAAUCCAAGAUGGUGUUUUCUGAUAAUGAUGCUAAUGAUGUACCUAUAUCAGAAAUGUUACCUGUCGUGGACUCCGAGGAGUAUAGUGGCCUACGAGCCCAAGAUCUCCAGGAGGCCAAGGACCAACUGUUGGUGGAGACAGCCGACAUGCUCAGCGUGCCUCUGUUCACCGCUGACGCCCUGUUACGGAACCACGAAUGGUCCCGUGAGAUGCUCCUGGAGGCAUGGAUGAGCGACCCAUUAGCCUGCUGUGAGAAGUCUGGCGUGACCCCUCCCCCAAGUCUGUUUUCCGACCAACCCCAAGUCCAGGAGUCCCUGACCAGUCCCGUCAGCUCAGAACCUCCUAGUCCUGAUACCAUGUGUGAUAUCUGUACUCAGUCGUUCCUGUUGGAGGAGGAGCCUGUACAUAUGUCCUGUAAACACCAGUUCUGUCGCUGCUGCUGGAAAGAGUACUUGAACCUGAAGAUCCAGGAAGGAGAUGCCCAUCAUAUUACCUGUCCUGGCUUUCAGUGUGGAAAACUUGUUCCUGUAGAAAUCAUAGAGAACAUUGUCUCUCGGGAGAUGGCACGUCGCUACCUACAGUUUGACAUCAAGGCGUUUGUGGACAGUAACCCCAGCAUCAAGUGGUGUCCAUUCCCGGGAUGUGGUCGGGCUGUCCGCCUACCAGAACUGGACGGUAACAACCAGACGCCGCGACAGCUCCCUUCUGACACGUCGCGGGCUGUAGAUUGUGGUAACAAGCAUUACUUCUGUUGGGACUGUGGAGGUGAAGCCCAUGAGCCAUGCAGCUGUGAUAACUGGACCAAGUGGUAUAAGAAAAUAGCAGAGGUCAAACCCGAACAAAUGGAUGGUACAGAAAGGGACACAGAGUCGGCAGCUAACUGUCUGUGGCUGGUCACAAACUCCAAGCCUUGUCCCAACUGUAAAUCUCCUAUUCAGAAAAAUGAGGGUUGCAACCACAUGAAGUGUUCCAAGUGUAAAUUUGACUUUUGCUGGGUGUGUUUGGAUCAAUGGAAGCGACACAAUUCAAGUACAGGAGGCUAUUUCAAGUGUAACCGAUACGAGGUAUCGAAGAUUGUAGAAGAUAACGCCAACAUGGCCCAGUCAGAUGCAGAGGAGAGGAAUAAGAGAAUGCAGGAACUGAACAAGUUUGUCCAUUACUACACUCGCUUUAAGAACCAUGAGAACAGCUAUAAGUUUGAGGAGCCACUGACCAGUUCUACAAAAACAAAGAUGAUGAAGUUAGCCGAGGCUGUAACAGAUCCAGCAACAGCCAAUGCGGAGACCAAGUUUGUAGAAGAAGCUGUUGAGCAGUUGCUCAAAGCACGACGGGUGCUCAAGUGUUCUUACGCCUAUGGUUACUAUCUCGAUGGACCUGGUUACAAAAAGAUGGUGUUUGAAUUCAUGCAGACCGAGCUGGAGGAAUGUGGCGAAAUUCUAUCCCAGAUGGUAAACAGGCUGUAUUUGAGGACACCUAGGAAGCGUAUUAUAGAACAAGCCCAUGUAGUCCAAAGGAAGCGCCACGAGUUUAUAGUAGCUAUAUCCAAAGGACUGGUUCCUCCAGAGACACCUCCAGCACUCCGAAAACACCGGAGGCGCAGAUAUAGCAUGGACUAUGAAGAUGAGGAACUGCGAAAGGCCAUCUUAGCCUCGAUACAGGAUGUCGACCCAGCCAAUCCAUGGAUAAAGGAUGCGUCUGGUCGCCAUACCAACGUAAUGGCUGUUUUGGACUGGCCUGACAGUGAUGACUCGGAUAGUGACGGACAGACAAGUCAGAGAAAACAAGGUAAAUGUGCACGGGAAGGGUGUAAUAGGUUGGAGGCCAAGAACCCUCGGACAGGAGAAUGGCACCAGUAUUGUAGCCGACAGUGUAUGAAUGCUGUCGCCGUGGAGAGUUCUGACCAGUCAGAGCCUGUCCAGGAGGCUAUACUUGAUGAACAGAUGGAUCUACUCAGAGCCCUGGAGAUGUCCCGUUUACAGUACCUUAGAGACCAGGGUAUAAUUGCAGAUCUAUCCUCUACUACAGCUAGCUUAUUGGACUCCCCUGGAGCAGCUGAGGGUGGCAGCCCCGUCCCUGGGGAAGACAGCGCCCUCCCCUCCCCACAGAAACAGAGUAAGACUCUUCCUGAUAUCGCCCUGCUGCCCAAAUCUCCGAGGGCAAAAGGUAAACAGACAACAGACAAGAAAGGAAAGUCCCCCAAAUGGUCCAAAGAUGAGGGACCACAGCUAGGAAAACCAAAUAGUAUGACAGCUAUGGAGGAGUUGGACUUUGAGUUACAGAGAGUACUUGAGCUGUCCGCCAUUAGUCCUUCUGAUUUGCCUCCUGAUGCCAAAUUAAUGUUGCCCAAAAGUGCCACACUAACAGCCCCCGUGUCACCCCAACAACCACGUCAAAUGACACCUCAGGAGUCACUUUCUCCCUAUGCUCAACACCGCCGUAAGAAAAGUCAGAGUCGAUUUGAUGAGGCGACAUCCACAGUGGUGAGUCGAGUCCCAAACAAGAGUGUGGAAGACCUACUCCAUGAUGACUGCAGCAUUGGGUGUAGAGCUCCACCACCUUCUCUGUCUACUCUGUCUUCAGAGUCUGACUCACCAAGUGAAAGUAUAGGGACAAUAUCGAAUGU